AUGACGGCCGCGCCCGCCGGUCCAUUUCGUGGGCCAACGCCAGCUCGUGGGACCGCGAGGGACGCGCACAAGCAGGCUGUCUUCUCUCAAUUCAAGGCCGUCUGCGUCCCUCUCCUCGAACUUGCCCGCGCACCCUCGUCCGGCCAGGCCACCCGCACCAUCAUCGACCUCGCCGUCAAGCUCACCGACCUCCUGCGCGCCACGCCGACCGAUGCCUUCUCCACCGCGCUCGCCAACUACGCCUUCUUCCCGCUGUCGGCCCUCCUCCGCCCGCCGCUCGACGGCCGCGACCGCGGCGACCGCGUCCUCGAGGUCACCAUGCUCGCCCUCGCCGCCCUCAUCGUCCAGUGGCGCGCCGUCGGCAUGGACGUGCGCGUCCGGCAGGAGCUGUGGACCAUGACGGCCCUCUCGCUCGGCGGGCCGCUCGACCCGUCCGGCCCGAGCAAGGGCGCCGCCGCGGCGAGGGCCAAGGGCAAGGGCAAGGCUGUCGAGCGCACCGAGGAGGCCGAGCUCGCCAUGGUCGAGGCGCUCCUCGCCCUCAUGCGCCCCGACGAGCGAGGAGACGUGGCACGAGACGACGGCGACGACCACGACGACGACCCGCUCGGCGAGCGCAUCGACUGGGACCGCGUCGACGCCUCCUUCGACAAGCCGCCACAGCGAGCGAGCGACCCGCCACCGCCCGUGCCCAUCCUCUUCCACACCCUCACGACCCUCCUCGCCCUCGCGGCAGAACCGACCUCCCUCCUCCAGCUCCAGCUCUCCUCCCUCGACGCCCUUCAGAUCCUCUUCACCGAGUACCUCGCGCACCCUGCGCCGAGCGCGACGGUCCCGCAUCCUGUCGACGGCCCGUCGCCCCUCCUCGCGACCGCGCUCCCCGGCACGGCGUCGACCCUCUCGCGCGUUGCCCUCUCGAUGCCGAGCUCGUCCGCGUCCGAGUACGGCAAGUCGACGCGCCGGCAGGCAUCGCCCGUCGUCGUCGCCGCGCUGCAGACGCUCGCGCGCGUCAUCGUCGAGUCGGUCGGCGACGAGGUGACGCGCUCGCUGCGCUCGGGCUCGGGCGCACCAGGCGACGAGUCGAGCCCGCACCCGGCGACGCUCGAAGAACUCGUCGAGGCGAGCAUGGUCAACCUCGGGCUCGAGGCGGCAGCAGACGAGGGCGAGGCGGACGAUGCGCUCGAGCCGCCAGACCACCCUUCAGCACCUGCGCCUGCACCUCCUCCUACCGCCGCCGGCCCCGUCAUACCUACGCCCUCGUGGCUCGCCUUCACCCUCACGUCCCUGUCGACCCUCUUUGCCGCCCUCUCACCGCUCUCGACGCACGACUCGGCCGCCGUCCGCAUCGCCCUCGUCGCCCUCCUGUCCGACGUCCUCGCGCUCUGCUCGGCCACGCUCGGCACACACGCCGAGAUCAUGAUCGAGGGCCUUCUCGCCCUCGCGAGCGAUGAGUGGGACGCGGUCCGUGCGCCCGCUCGGCGCGCCCUCCUCGCCGCGUUCGGUCUCCCGCGCAGCGGCGCCGACGACGACGAGGCGCAGCACCCGCUCGCUCUCGCGGCGAGGAUCGUCCAGCGGCGGCUCGCAGCCCUGCCCGGCGCGCUGCGCAGGCAGGACGAGCACGCCGUCCGGCGCGGCGCGGCCAUCGUCCGCACGGCGCUCGACCUCGUUCCUGCCGCCGCCGCAGCAGCAGCGAGCGCCUCGUCGCCCGCCGCCGCCCGCCGAGCGCCGAGCCCGCUCCACGGCGUCGACCGGUGGAGCUGGGCGCUGCUCGGCGCGCUCGAGGUCGAGCGCGUGCCCGCCGCGGGCCGAGCGGCCGAGGGCGGCAUGGCGCUCGCGUGGAUCACGUCGUCGGGCGACUCGCCGUCGUCCAGUGCGGCCGGCGUCGACGCGACGGCGUACCCGCCCGUGCGGCUGCGCGGCGUCAACGAGGCGGCGACGGUCCGUGCGCUCGAGGCGCUGUGGGAGGCGCUCGGGCGCGCGAGCGCGGCGGCGGGCCAGGCGGGCGAGGCCGUCGACCAGUUCGCCGGCGUUGCACUCGGGCCGAGGAGGGACGAGGGGCCGGCGGUGAGCGCGCUGUGGGUCCUCGACGGCGUGCUCAAGGGGAUGGGCGGCGCGCACGGUGCGCGAGGGUCGGCGGCAGGCUCGAGGGAGCAGCGGCAGGUGUUCAAGCGGGCGACGAGGGCGGUUCUCGCGCUCAUGGAGGACCUCGAGGACGCGUCGGCUGAGGAAGAGGAGCAGGAGCCGGCGGCUGUGGGCCGAGGGGACGAGGAGCACGGUCGGGACCUCCUCGUCGCCGACGACGACGCCGACGAGCGCAGCUCGACGUUUCGCCUCGUCGAGCACAAGAAGGGCGUCACGGACGUGCCUUCCCUCGACGCGUACAACCCUGUCGCGGCGCGAGCGACCUCUCGAGACCAACGGGCGUCGCACCUCGUCCUCCUGUCGUCCUUCUCGCUCCGCCUCCUCGCCACCUCGGCAGCAGCUCUGUCGUCAUCGUUCCAGCCCUUCCUCAUGCAGUCCCUCUACCACGUCCUCGCCCACCUGUCGCCGACGACGCACCCGUUCCUGCGCGCCCACGCCCAGCAUACGCUCGCCCUCAUCUCGGACGCGACGGCGUACGCCUCGCCGCACAACCUCGUCCUCGCCAACGUCGACUACGUCGUCAACUCGGUGUCGCAGCGCCUAUCGGUGUCGCGCCUCGAGCCCAACGCGCCGCUCGUCCUCGUCGAGAUGAUCCGGCUCGUCGGCAAGCCGAUCGUGCCCAUGGUCCAGGACCUCGUCGACGACGUCUUCGAGGCGCUCGACGACUACCACGGGUACGAGGAGGUGACGGUCGGCCUGUGGGCCGUCCUCGACGCGCUCCUCAAGGUCAUGGUCGAGGACCUUCCGGCGACGGCCGACGACUUGUCGCGCCGGUCGGCGGCGACCAAGGACGUGCCUCGCCCGGUCCCGGCCGACGACCUGCGCGACCUCGAGCAGUGGCUGGCGCAUCGGCUCGACGAGCCGCCUGUCGACGCUGCCGCCGCCGACGGCUCGUCGACGAGGGCCGACCUUCCCGAGGAGAACCCGCAGCAGCCGUUCGCCUCGACGCGCCAAGACGACUCGACGACGUCUCCACCCGCAGAAGGCGACGACGGCAAGCCCAUCGACCCGUCGUUCGCCUCGGAUGCCGUCGCGCCGCCAACUCGCCCUCAGCGCGUCACGGCGCAGAUCCUGCACAAGGCGCUCUACUUCCUGUCGCACCCGUCGGCCUUUCUCCGCGCCCGGGUCCUCUCCCUCUUCGCCUCGGCCGUCCCGCUCCUCACGCUGCCGCCCCUCUCGGACGACGCCGCCGCCCCGACCUCGACCUCGACCCCGGCGCCCCCGACCGCCACGACCCGCGAGGCCGACCUCCUCCCGGUCGUGCACCGCGCGUGGCCCCUCAUCCUCCUGCGCCUCGCGCCGCCGCCGAGGGAGGAAGCGCCCGUCGCGCUCGAGGCCGUCCGGCUCGUGCAAGCGCUCGCCGAGCACGCGGGCGAGUACAUGAGCCGGCGCAUCGCCGACGACGUGUGGCCUCGCUUCGCCGCGCUCCUCGUGCCGGCGUCGGUCUCGGUGCCGGCGAGCGCGACGGCGGCCGCCGGCCUCGGGCGCUAUAGCGCGCAGCACCGGCUGCACGCCGCCGUCCUCUCGGCGAUGCGGGCCAUCGCGCGCCACGUCCCGAUGAAGGAGCCCCAGGUGUGGGACGCGGCGCUCGUCCUGCGGCGGUUCGUCGUGCCCGUGCCCGAGCGCGGCGGCGUCGAGCCCGAGCUGCGCGUGCUCGCGAGGGGCGCGUACGAGGCGCUCGGGCGGCAGAACGCCGACGCGGUGUGGUGCGUGUUGCGGGGCACGGUGGGAGGGGAGGGCGCAGAAGGGCUGCCGAGGUGGCUCGGCAAGGGGUGGGAGGGCGUCGAGGCGAGCGCAGAGGUCGAGGAGAUCCUGGCGCAGCUGUAGAGGCGUGCAAAGACGAAGUGCUCCUCUC
Rhodotorula graminis WP1 is the source of this 3994-nucleotide messenger RNA. RefSeq lists its product as uncharacterized. The transcript has 2 exons. Gene Ontology annotation, cellular component: cytoplasm. Bases 1 to 3966 code for a protein of 1321 amino acids. Gene Ontology annotation, biological process: chromatin remodeling. The record is from RefSeq and is a predicted model, not a curated record. Lineage: Eukaryota; Fungi; Basidiomycota; Microbotryomycetes; Sporidiobolales; Sporidiobolaceae.